GGCUCGCUGCCAAAAAGUGUAACAGAAAAGAUGGCGGAUUUUCAGCUUUGCUGACGCCACAUGGUCCCCUUUGCCCAUGUUUUCCUGAUGCUGAGAGGAGUCCUGAGUUACAUGCCUUAUGGAUGGAGAAUAUAAACAAGAAUGCUGCUGUUGAGUUUACUCCAAAUAAGGGAAGUCGUGUCUGUUCCGAACAUUUUAGUGUGGACAUGAUGCAAAAAGUUGGGCAAAGGACAAUGCUGUUGCCAUAUGCUAUCCCAACAAUAUUUCAGAAGUCUCAGGAAACACAAAGUGUGAAAUGUGUAGAGGUUGCAUCGAAAGAUAUUGCAAGUUGGAUGUCAGACAGAGAUUGUGUGAGUAUGGAAGAGGUAGCUGAACAUAUAGUAAGCAAAGACAGUGCAGGAGAUACAACAACUGAGAGUGUUGGUAAAGUAGUUGUUCAGGGUGUCACUGAUAAGGUAAGCUCUUGUAAUGUAAGUGUACAGGGUAUAACAAAAGAGGUUAUUACUGAUGAUGUAAUUGCACAUGGAAGAAAAAGAAAGCCUUCAGAUGAAGACUUUGAUGAGAUGCUUAUUAAUGGGGUAAGUACUCCAAAAAGAAUACACAUGAGUCAUGUGAAUCAUGAUCACACCUACCAUAUCAGUAAAUCCCCUCGUAGAAUGAAGAAACAUGUAGACAAUCUUGUAAACAAAAUGACUAAAUUGCAGAACAAGUGUAAUGCAUCAAAGCAAAAGACAAGAAGGCUAAAGAGAAAGGUUAGCACUUUGGAGUCAGUGGUAAGUGAACUGAGGCAGAGUAAUCUUAUAAAUAGUGAUUGCGCUGCGAUUUGGAAACAACCUUUUCCGGAGUUCCAAAGGAACUGA
Molecule: messenger RNA, 860 nt
Organism: Dendronephthya gigantea
Lineage: Eukaryota; Metazoa; Cnidaria; Anthozoa; Malacalcyonacea; Nephtheidae
Exons: 3
Coding region: 123-860 (245 amino acids)
Source: RefSeq, a predicted model, not a curated record